Gallus gallus (chicken) is the source of this 1501-nucleotide messenger RNA. RefSeq names its product PHD finger protein 7-like. The transcript is spliced from 9 exons. The coding region runs from base 8 to 1501 and encodes 497 amino acids. NCBI's taxonomy places the organism in Eukaryota, Metazoa, Chordata, Aves, Galliformes, Phasianidae. The record is from RefSeq and is a predicted model, not a curated record. Gene Ontology annotation, cellular component: nucleus.
CCGUGAGAUGGUGGCCGUGAUGUCACAGUGGUGUCAGGGAGCGGCCAUUGUGACGCAUGAGGCGGGGAGCAGAGCAAAGGCUGCGGGGCUGGGGCCGUGCUCAGUGCGGCCUGGCGAGGCGUGGAGAGAGCAGCGACUCUCUUGUUUCUCGUCGUCGAUGCCAAUCAUGUCCAAAGGGACGGAGGAGGCCCCCAACUCUGGGGAGCCAGUGUGCGUGCUGUGCCGCCGGGCACAGGUCAACCCGGACAUCUGCGGGGAGACAUUUGCCAACGGUGGGCUCUGUGCCCACCAGUUCUGCUUGUUCUUUGCCAAUGGCCUUUUGGAAUGGAGAAGCCCAAUGGGGGGAAUUUUUGGCUUCUCCAUCAGUGCUGUCCAGCGCGCAGUCCAGCUGGCAGAGCAGAAGAACUGCUUUGUCUGUGGCGGGAGGGGAGCUGCCAUCACCUGUGCGGAGACCGGCUGCGAGCGCAGCUUCCAUCUGCCCUGCACUGAGGAUGGGGAAUGCAUCACCCAAUACUUUGGGCAGCACAGGUCCUUCUGCUGGGAGCAUCGCCCUCGGCAGGCAGCGGAGGCAGCUCCAUCUGAGAACACCAGCUGUGUCAUCUGCCUGGAGCCCGUGGGGGACAGCACGUCCUACCACACCAUGGUGUGCCCCGUGUGCAAACAGGCCUGGUUCCACCGGGGCUGCAUCAGGAAACAUGCCCUGCACGCUGCCACCAUGCGCUUCUUCUGCCCCGUCUGCGGAGGAAAAGGGCGAUUCCGAUCCCGAAUGACCACACUGGGGAUCCAAAUUCCGGUCAGACGACCAUCGUGGUGGGACGACGCAGCAUACCAGCCGCUGCGAGAAAGGCACAGGCGCUGUGAUGCCAGCAUGUGCAUUUACCUGGGAGGCAGGGAGAGGGCACAGGAAGAGGGGCGCUGGCGGCUGCUCCUCUGCAGCUCCUGUGCCGCAGAGGGCACCCACUGGAACUGCUCCUUCUGGUCCGCCGGCAGAGACACGUGGGAGUGCGACACCUGCGCUGGUGCGGGCACUGCCUCCCGCACCAACUCUGAGCUUGCCAGCCCCAGCACCCCCAGCCAGGAGCUAUCGGUGCCUUCCCACGGCUUUACAGGACCUGACAACACCAGCUCUGGUCCUGCUAGUCAGGCAGCAUCCAGCCCAUCCCAGCUGCCUGAGCUCAGCGCCCAGCCCGGAGUGCCGGCGGCUGAGCAGGAUACCACCCGCUCACGUCCAUCUGAGGAGCGGGACAUAUGUCAGCAGCGCCGAGGACGUGGUGGGAGGAGACGGGCUCCAGCUGCAGGCGCACGGUCCUCCAGAACCUCCCAGGCACCAGCGCCCACACAGCAUCCCAGGCAGCGGGGGGGCGGCCGCACAAGAAGCCGCUCCCCAUUGCAAGGCCGGGCCCCGGGCUCCCAGAGUCGGCCCCGAAGACAUUGUGGUGGGAGCCAUGCAACAACCCCAGGGGCUCAGAGAAGCACCCGCACCUCGGCCGCACCAGCAUGA